UGACAAUAAAGUUGAAAAAAGUUGUGAGAAUUUCUCUGAAUAUUAAUAAUAAUAAUUCUUUCUUCUUCACAGAUGGCCUGAAGAAAGGAACCUCAAAACAUUCAUAUUUCUCUCUCUCUCUCUCUCUCUUGUUGCUGUCUCUGUAAAAAGCUACUGUUGUUGUGAGGGAGAGAGAGAAUAUAAUCAUAUAGUAUUGUGUUUUGUGUAAAAUUCAUCAUAUUUGAAGCAGCUUUUUGGUUCUUAAGGGGCUUCUGGAAAUAUUUUGGGAUUUUUUUAUUGUUAAAGGGUACACCAGUAAUUAAUGUAAGGAAGACAUGGGGAGAACAAAGAGUUUGUUUUCUGCAAUCAAGAGGGUUUUUACAUCCAAUUCCAAAGAUAAACUACCAAAUGAACUAGAGAAGAGAAGUGCACACGAAAGGAAGGGGCAAGGAAGAUUAAAACAUGGAGAAAGUAGAUCGUCGUUCAUUCCUCUAUUUAGAGAACCAAGCAGCAUCGAGAAAAUCUUGGAAGAAGUUGAUCAACAAUUGUUAUUUAUCAGUAAUCCUACACCCGUUGAGCAACCGACAACCACGCAACCUUUGUUUUCCGGCAGGCCUGCUUCUCCAGCUAGGAUUAGUUCUUAUCGAGCCACUUCUCCAAGAAUUAGUUCCUAUCGAGCCGAUUCUCCGAGAAUUAGUUCUUAUCGAGCCGAUUCUCCGAGAAUUAGUUCUUAUCGAGCCGGUUCUCCCAGGGCGGUUUCCCCUAUAAGUUCACCUCCUAGAGUAAUUCAAAGGCGUGCGGAAACCAGCUAUAGACCAGAGCCAACUCUUCGACACCAUCAUCGUUCGGCUACCAUAAUUCAGGCUGCUUAUAAAGGUUAUAUGGCAAGGAGGAGUUUUCGAGCUUUGAAGGGUCUUGUGAGGCUGCAAGGCGUGGUGAGAAGCCAACACGUGAAGAGACAAACCGUCAACGCGAUGAAACACAUGCAGUUGUUGGUGAGAGUCCAAACGCAGAUUCAGUCACGAAGAAUACAAAUGUUGGAAAACCAAGCACUUGAACAACAAAAUAACAAAAACGACAAGGGUGUAGAGAGUUCGCUUGGCAAAUGGAACUUCAGUAACCCGGAAGGCGAGGAACACUGGGACGAUAGCUUAUUAACAAAAGAAGAACGACAAGCAAGACUACAACGAAAAAUGGAAGCCAUGAUCAAGAGAGAACGAGCCAUGGCGUAUGCAUACUCCCACCAGUUAUGGAAAGCCACACCAAAAUCCGCUCAAAACGCCCUCACGGACAUCCGCUCUGGCGGAUAUCCAUGGUGGUGGAACUGGCUAGAACGUCAACUACCGUCCGACGAACCCACAAAACCCCCCCAAUUCACACCCACCCCACCACGUCCUAGAUCAUCAAGAUCAACAGUUUCAGCUACAGCUCGACCAGUUAUGUCCCCGGCUCGAACCUCAACGUCAACAACCCAAAACUUAACGAAACACUACAAACCAAAACGCGGUUCGGUUGCUUCACCGUACCCUAUGAAAGAUGAUGACAGUUUGAUGAGCUGUCCGCCAUUUUCGGUCCCGAACUACAUGAACCCGACUGUUUCGGCUAAAGCCAAAGCCAGACCAUCGACUGGCUACAGAGACCGGCUCACAAGCUCUGCAGCUAGCGAGACGUCGUCGAAACGAAGGUUUUCGUUCCCCUUAACGCAAACUAUUGGGUCGACGUUUAAGUGGAACAAAAAAGCUUCAGGUAAGGAGUAUCCAAUGACGUUGCAGGCUCCGAUAAUGUUGAAAAAACAUAAAUCUCCACGAUCUAUUGGGGAUUUAAGCAUGGAUUCAUCUGUUUCUAUGCCAGCUGCUUUUGGAAGGAAACCGUUUAACAGAUUUGUGUGAUUUUUUCUAAUUUCUUUUUCUUUUUCUUUUUUUUUUUUUUUUUGAGUUUUUACUUUUUUUUGCUUCAUAUCUUGGUGGGGUUUGAGUUUUUUGUUUUGAUUUUUAUUUGUUUGAUGUAAAAUGAGUGUAUGAUCAUCAUUCAUAUGAUGGUUGAAUAGAGAAUAUUGAUGUAUGAUAGUGAACAAACAUCUGUUUUCUGAGUGUAUAAAAGUUGGUUUUGUCUA
Messenger RNA from Helianthus annuus (common sunflower), 2092 nucleotides. Its product is annotated as protein IQ-DOMAIN 14. The record is from RefSeq and is a predicted model, not a curated record. The transcript is spliced from 5 exons. Lineage: Eukaryota; Viridiplantae; Streptophyta; Magnoliopsida; Asterales; Asteraceae. Gene Ontology annotation, molecular function: protein binding. Bases 315 to 1868 code for a protein of 517 amino acids.